Staurois parvus is the source of this 355-nucleotide messenger RNA. The record is from the annotation of a GenBank genome assembly. Lineage: Eukaryota; Metazoa; Chordata; Amphibia; Anura; Ranidae.
AAUGCAGAGAAUGUAUUAAACCUCCCUGGCGUUAUUCCUGAGUGUAGCUCGGGGUACAGUUUCAGUACCACAAGCGGUAACCCCAAGCUACACUCGGGCUUACCAUGCGGCGCUGCUCCGGGAUCUGUUCUUCUCUUACCUUGUCCUGCGCUCCUGCGAUGUCCCUCCUGCAGUGUCCCCGGCAAUGUAAUCCGGCGGAUGCCAGCAUCUGUCAUCUGGGUUCCGUCCUCUGCGAGCGUCGGGACGUACAGGGGACAGAACGGCGGGAAAUUUGAAAAUGACAAAAAGUGACAUUCACAAAAAUCACUAAAACCACAUAGUAAAACAUUACUGUACCAAACCAUUUCACAUAUAU